Molecule: messenger RNA, 2864 nt
Organism: Cornus florida
Lineage: Eukaryota; Viridiplantae; Streptophyta; Magnoliopsida; Cornales; Cornaceae
Product: nucleolin 1
Exons: 9
Coding region: 411-2501 (696 amino acids)
Biological process (GO): regulation of mRNA stability; mRNA processing
Cellular component (GO): nucleus; cytoplasm
Molecular function (GO): poly(A) binding
Source: RefSeq, a predicted model, not a curated record
AUCUACACUUGGGUACACCGACUAUCCUGUGCUCGGUUAUAUACGAGACGUAGGGUUCGACAAUGUUCUUUUCAGUUACAAAUCCAUCCCCAGAAGGUUUUUCUGGGGGUUUCUCUUCUCCAUUAAAAUGUGAAUUUAUCCGGAUUCACAAUCCAAUCUGAGCAUUUUUUCUUUCACUUUCCCGAGAAAAUAAAUCUUCAACACAUCCGUAUUUGCAAUUCUCUCCACGUUCACCCAUUGGUGAAUCGUUCUUCCAACAACUUCACUCAUCGUUGGUUAUCUAUAAAGGUUGAGUUAGGGUUUUGCAUAUUUAUUAUCGAACUAUAUCUAUUGAGUCUUAUAUUGCGAUUCGAAUAAGUUAAACGGUAAUCCGUGGAGGCCAGAUUGGGUUUUGUGAAUCGGUAUCGAAGAUGGACGGUGCGGAUCGAGACGAUGAUCGGACAUUUAAAGUUAAUUUUUCCAGCGAUGGAGCGGCGAGGUUGCGAGAUUGUGUGAAGGAGAAACUGAAGGAGUUCAUGGGGGAUUACACUGACGACACUCUCGUGGAGUAUGUGAUAGUCUUGCUUAAAAAUGGUAGGCGCAAAGAAGAAGCAAGGAAUGAGUUGAAUGUCUUUUUGGGUGAUGACAAUUAUUCUUUCGUAUCUUGGCUGUGGGAUCACUUAGGAUCAAAUGUGCAUCUGUAUGUACAACCUUCAAAAUCUUAUCCUGAUGAAGCAGCCAAAACAAAAUUAAUGUCUGUGGAGCAGGCUGGAAGAAAUGAUUCUCAGCCCUUGGUAUCUAAUUCUGAAGUAGGAAAGUCUAAUAAAAUAUUGAGUAACCGGCGGAAUAGGGAGUGGAAAGGACUAAUAAGGGAUUCAGAUGAACCACCGCCUCUUCGAAGCUCUGUGAAUGACAAUGCUCGUGCAGAGGAGAGAACUUAUCACAAAGUUGGUCGUGCAAAACGAUCUCUCUCUCCCCAACCUAUGGUUCAGAAGAAAAGAAGUCGGCCCGACGAAGGACAAGCAGCAAAGAGGGAAGCAGUUUCUCAAGCAACCAUUAAUGCUCCUCGAAGGCUGCUGCAAUUUGCAGUACGGGAUGCAGUGGGCACUUCAAGGCCCUCCAAGUCAACAACAGAGCCUGCAUUGAAGCGCCUACGUUCUGUGGUUUCUACAACAACUGGUGAUUCGUCUCUUGAAGAUCGUCCCCAAAGAAUUCGGUCAGUUGCAAGAGUAUCAAAUGGCAUGGCAACUGCUAUUAAAGCUGUAGCAGAAGCUGCCAAAGGUGUAGGAAAAGUCAGAUCUUCAGUCAACGUGUUUGAUCGGCUUGGUCGAGGUACGGAUAAACCACAGGGCAGUAACCAGCUAAAAGAAUUUAGGGAAGCUGCUGUCAAAGAUGUAGAAGGAGAUUUUGAUCGAAUUCCAGAGGAGACCCAUUCCGAUUAUCUUCAAGGAAUUGACUACAGAGGACAGUAUGUUGGAAAAAUGACGAUGUUGGAAAGUGAUACUGGUAUGGCUUCUGAUUCUGCGUCUGAUAAUGAAGGAUAUGAUGAUAUCAAUGUUAUGGGCCGUAGUCUUAAGGAUGUUUCUCAGACUGGCACAUCUGGUGGAAACAAGGGUGACGACUCGCUGAUGGUGCAGUACAGUAGUGUAGCUGAGAACGCUGAUGAAAUUUCACGGAAACUACGAAGAGAUCAGGAUCAACCUGCUUCUGUAGCAAACACUUCACGUAAGAUAGUGAAUAUAUCUGUGAAUGUAAAUACGUGGAAACCAUCUCAUUUUCAGGAGCAGAGGGAGACUUCAGAAGUGGAUAGUCGGAAAUCUGUACAGGAAAGUGAGGAAGGUGAUGCUGGCAAAUCUGGGGUACGUUUGAUGAAGGAGAAUAGCAACCCUGUAAUGGUUGAUAAUGGAAAUGCAAAACCUGCUGUUGUUACUGGGACAGAGUCUCAGAGGACACUACCAUCCGCUACAGGAUAUUCUGCUGGUCGUCCUACAGAAGAUGCUGAUUCGCGUACCAUUUUUGUUAACAAUGUUCAUUUUGCUGCCACCAAGGAUAGUCUUUCUCGUCACUUCAACAAGUUUGGUGAAGUGCUCAAAGUGGUUAUAGUAACUGAUGCAGCCACAGGGCAACCCAAAGGGUCAGCCUAUGUAGAGUUCAUGAGAAAAGAUGCAGCGGAACAUGCUUUAUCUCUGGAUGGUACCUCCUUUAUGUCACGCAUUCUUAAGGUCACGAGAAAAAGCUCUGCUCAUCAAGAAGCUGCACCUAUAAUUGCAUGGCCCCGCAUUGCACGAGGAUCGCCGUUUGCUGCUCCUAGAUUUCCCAGAGUUCCUUUCCCAAGAGGUAUGCCUAAUGUGUAUAGGCCUAACCUUUCAAUCAAACCUGGUGCGAGGAGCAUGCAGUGGAAGCGGGAUGCGCAGCCCACUCCACCUGCCAGUGGGACUCCAACAUCCAGUAACGUUACUCCUCGUAGUCUCACUUAUGUCCGAACAGAGACUAAAACAAAUGUGAAUUCCGAAACUGCCUGAACAGACACGAAAACAACUGGGAUUCCUGGAACCGCAUGAUCAGAGUCUAAAACAAAUGGGAAUUCUGGAACUGCCUAGUUCACCAAAUUAUCUUUCUUGCCGGAGUCCCAAUUGCAACUGCUCCAACUAAAUGUAACCCAACACAUCAUAGUUUUGUCACCAGAACGCUAUAAUCUUGUGUGGUUGGGAUAUUACUUGGGGUAAAGAAUGGAAAGAAAAAAUAGUAUUGUUUUAUUUUGUUUCAUUUUUUUGCGGGGAGGCUGGUGGUGAAUUGAAAAGUGACAUCUAUGUCUUGAAUAGACUUUUGGACUUUUUAUUUGCUGAUUAAUCAAAUUUCUAGUUAUACUGUUAGUAGUAAUAUAA